AUGUCUCUCGCCAAUGGGCAUGCGUCCGUCGGUGACGCGGACCUGCUGAAGCCAACGCCGCAGCCCACGCGUAGCGAGAGCGAGCUAUCCGAUCUACACGAUGUUCCUACCAAUACCAUGCCAUCAACGAGCGCACCGCAGGAAGAGGUCCAUUCCGAUGAUGAUGCCAUUCACGAUAUGGCCACCUCCGAGUUGGACGAGGAUGAAGAUGCGCCCGGAGAGGAGGAUGCAGACUUUGACGAGGAGACCCCUCCGCCGGCGCAGCCGGACGGUAUGGACCACGACAGAUCAUCGUCCGAAUCCAUCUCGAGGCCUGGAAAGCGGAAAGCCGAGGUCGACGAUGAAGAAUAUAUGAAGCAGAAUCCUGAGUUGUAUGGGUUGCGGCGUAGUGUGAGUGCUGAAAACCUUGCACUAACACUGCCUCACUGACACUCUUUCCACAGGGCCGAGCAAGACCUACCCGUCGACUGGUAUGUGCACCUCGAUAAAGUCGAUGGAAGUGGUUGACUGAUGUUCGCGAAAGGUUGAAAGCUCCGAUGAAGAAGAGGAAGAAGACGAGGACGAUGUCAACAACGGAAGGAGGCGGAAGCGGCAGAAGAUUACUGGCGCCAAACCGCGUAUGUGUUCAAUACCAUCCCGACCCGCCUACAACAUGAUGUUCGCUGACCGGAGAGCACAGCUACCUCACGCGACGACAGAGAGUCUUCACGCCCGGGCUCCUCAGCUCGGUCUGAGUCAGAAGAGGAUGAUACCUACGGAGGUCAACGCGGCCGCAGUUUCGCGAAAAAGCAGAGGCAGAAGCUGCAGAGCAUGACCUCUGGCAGUGGUACACCACAGUUGAGCGAAGUUCGCUUUUCGACCCGCCGAGCGGCCAAGGUAACGAACUACAAUGAGGACGACAACUUCGAUCUCAGCGACGAGGACACGGAAAACAUGACCCCCAACUACUGGACAUAUGCCGAGGAAGACAAUUCGCCCGCCAUAGAUGUGGUUCUCAACCACCGCGUGAAGGAGGGUGCAGGUUUGUAGCCGCCUCUAUUCUCUGACGCUGGGUCUUCCUACUGACAUUCUGCGACAGAGCCAAACCCUCCUGACAAGCAUGACUUUGAAUUCUACGUAAGCUCGCAUUCUACCACAGAAAAUCUUGUGACGAGACUGACGAGGGCCAGAUCAAAUGGCAAGGUCAAGCAUAUUAUCAUGCAACGUGGCAUCCCUGGGCCGAAUUGUCCUCCUAUCGUGGCUUCCGCCGACUUGAAAAUUAUUUCCGCAAGACCGUCAAAGUCGAACUCAGCUUGGCACAAGACCCCGAUACCGCCAUUGAAGAUCGAGAACGGUGGAAUCUCGAACGCGAAGCCCGUCUCGAUGAGCAGAACGACUACAUGAAGGUUGAGCGCGUCAUCAGUGCAAGAGAAGGCGAGGAUGGAACCGAAUACUUGGUCAAAUGGAAAGGCCUAUACUACGAGUCUUCCACUUGGGAGCCUGCAAGCCUCGUCAGUCAAGAAGCUCAGGUCGAGAUAGAUCGCUACUUGGAUCGAUCAGCCAAGCUUCCGGUCUCUGACAAGACCGAAUCGAACCUCAGCACAAGGUCUGCCUACAAACCGUUCCGGAGCCAACCAUCUUACAUCAAGGGUGGUGAGCUUCGGGAGUUCCAGAUUCACGGUGUUAACUUCCUGGCCCACCACUGGUGCAAAGGCAACAAUGUCAUCCUCGCAGACGAGAUGGGACUCGGCAAGACCGUGCAGACUGUGUCCUUCAUGAACUGGUUGCGGCACGACCGUCGACAACACGGUCCAUUCAUCGUCGUCGUCCCCCUAUCUACGAUGCCGGCUUGGGCAGAUACAUUCAACAACUGGACACCCGACAUCAACUACGUGGUGUACAAUGGUCCUGAGCCCUCGCGAAAGAUAAUUCGUGAGCAUGAGCUUCUCGUGGAUGGGAACCCGAAGAAGGUCAAGUUCAACGUUCUACUCACCACCUACGAAUACAUCUUGGCAGACUCUGGCUUCCUUUCGCAGCUAAAGUGGCAAUUCAUGGCAGUGGACGAGGCUCACCGGCUGAAGAAUCGCGAAUCGCAGCUCUACGGGAAGCUCAUGGACUUUGGCGCGCCCAGCAGAUUACUGAUCACUGGAACUCCCAUGCAGAACACACUCAGCGAGUUGUCCGCGCUUAUGGACUUCUUGAUGCCUGGCAAGAUCCAUGUCGAGGAAGACAUUGACCUGACGUCGGAACAUGCCAGCAGAAAGCUGGCCGAGCUCACCGACGCUAUCUCGCCCUAUAUGAUCCGACGUACCAAGCAGAAGGUUGAGAACGACCUUCCUCCAAAGACGGAGAAGAUCAUUCGUGUCGAGCUCUCUGACGUGCAGCUGGAAUACUACAAGAACAUCCUCACUCGGAAUUACGCCGCACUCAACGCUGGUUCCAAGGCACAAAAAACCUCCUUAUUGAACAUCAUGAUGGAGCUGAAGAAAGCCAGCAACCACCCGUUCAUGUUUCCCAACGCCGAAGACCGCAUCUUGGCCGGUAGUGAAAGCCGAGAAGAUCAACUCAAAGCCUUGAUCACAUCAAGUGGCAAGAUGAUGCUGAUAGAUCAGCUUCUUACCAAGAUGAAGAAGGACGGGCAUCGUGUUCUUAUUUUCAGUCAGAUGGUUAAGAUGUUGGACAUCCUUGGCGACUAUCUGACCCUCCGAGGGUACCAAUUUCAGAGACUGGAUGGUACAAUUCCAUCUGGGCAAAGACGCAAUGCUAUCGACCACUUCAACGCGGCAGACAGUCACGACUUUUGCUUUCUCUUGUCGACUCGUGCGGGCGGUCUUGGAAUCAACCUUAUGACAGCGGAUACUGUCAUCUUGUUCGACUCGGACUGGAAUCCACAGGCGGAUCUGCAAGCAAUGGCUCGAGCACACCGUAUUGGACAGAAGAACCCGGUCACAAUCUACCGGCUUGUCUCUAAAGAUACGGUGGAGGAAGAGGUCCUCGAGCGUGCACGUAACAAACUGAUGCUGGAAUUUAUCACCAUUCAGCGCGGUGUCACUGAUAAGGAUGCCCGCGAACUUGGCGAUCGCAUGGCGCGCGUUGGUGCCAGCGUGGCUGAGCCUACCUCUUCGGAUGACAUUUCCAUGAUUCUGAAGAAGCGUGGCCAAAAGAUGUUCGAGCAGUCUGGCAACCAACGCAAGCUUGAAGAGCUGGAUAUCGACGCCGUGCUCGAGAACGCUGAAGAGCACAAGACGGAGCAGCCCGAAGGCAUGACCACUGAUGGCGGCGAGGAGUUUCUGCGUAGCUUCGAAUACACCGACGUCAAAAUUGAUCUCGAAUGGGACGACAUCAUUCCUAAGGCUGAGCUCGACAAACUCAAGGAGGAGGAGCGCAAGAGAAAAGAAGAGGAGGCUCUCGAAUCCAUCAUUGAGCAGAAUCAACCACGAAAGCGGAAAGCGCCAGCUGACGAGAGCCGUGAUCAGCGCGCUGCUAAAAAGCGAGCGCGCGAUAUGAUGCCUGCGGAGGAGAUUGAAUCUGACGGCGAUGAUUCCGACCAUGGCGUUGAUCCGAGGCGACCUCUGGGCGAGAAAGAGUGCCGUCACCUAAUCCGUGCGUAUGAGCGCUUUGGCGCAAUGGAAGAGAAGCAGGACGAGAUCAUUAAAGAGGCUCGUCUGGUUGGCCGAGAAGUCGACGUCGUCAAGGACACUCUCAAAGAGAUCAUCGAUACCGCCAUUCGGCUACAGAAAGACCACGUCGAGGAACUCGCCGAGAUCGAGCGUACGACGAAUAAAGCCGUCACGAAGAAAGAGAAGAAGGCGGUUCUCUUCGACUUCCGUGGCGUCAAGCGUCUGAACGCGCAGACUCUGACGGAACGCCCUGAGGAGAUGCGAAUGAUUCGGAAUUGCGUUGAUCAAUGCUCAGAUUGGAGGACCUUUCGUGUUCCAGAAGCCUCCAAACCUGCCUCUUAUACUUGCGACUGGGGUGCCAAGGAGGAUGGCAUGCUUUGUGUCGGCAUUGCACGUCAUGGAUAUGGUGCCUGGGUGCCAAUCCGCGACGAUCCCGACCUGGGACUGCAGGAAAAGUUCUACUUGGAAGAACACAGGGUCGGCGCCAAAGAGGAGCGUAGCAAAGCUGGUGAGGAAAGCAAAGUGGCCAAGUCACCUGGUGCUGUUCAUUUGGUGCGCCGAGCGAACUACCUACUGAGCGUGCUGAAGGACAAGACCAGUAACGGCACUAACAUUGCAGCCAAGAAGGCUCUGGAGAAUCAUCAUCGCAACAACAGGAAGCAUCUUGGACAGUUCCAUGGGCGCAUGGCCACUCCUGGUCAGUCUGGCAGUCCUGGUCCCAACAGCACUCGCAAGCUGCACCAAUCCGACAUUCGGAACAGCAUCGACCGUCGCUUCGGCUCACACGCAUCUCCGAACGGUCAUCGGCACGGUUCGAGUCACACUAAGUAUCGUCAAUCUGAGGAGCGGCGACCUCAGCAUCAACGGCACGGGAGCUCGCCCAUGGCCAAUGGCGUGUCGAAGCCUCUUUCUGAGGCGGAGCAGCGCGUUCGCAAACUGCUCGAUCCGAUUAGUGGUACACUCGACAAGGUCUCCGGCGCCACCAAAAAGAAGGUCCCUGACGAUGACGCCCGACUGAAGAUGAUUAAGCAAGGUCUUGUAGCGAUUGGCAACCACAUCUCGACCCAGGUCCGCGGCCUAGGUCAAGAAUCUAUCGAAAACAAGCUCUGGGACUUUGUUGCAGAGCACUACUGGCCGCAAUCAAAGUCUAACGACAAGCGGGUCUCCGGGAACAAGCUGCGUGAUAUGUACAAGAAGAUCUCCGGCAAAGACAGCAAAGAAAGCGCGAGUGGUACGAAGACAAGCCCGAGCGUGUCCAAGAGCGGACCGGCUGCCAGCUCUUCUUCUGCGACCAACGGGGCUACGGUGAAGACGGAAGCCAACCCAGAAAAGAGCGAGCCUGCCAAGGAAGACGUCAAGCAGGAUCCAACAGCAUCCAAGGUUAAGGAAGAGACGGCUGAGGACUCGAAGGAGCACGAGACUCAAUCUGGGGCCGCUGAAGACGUUGAGAAGGACGUUUCUCUUGAGAAAGCGAAAGAAGUUCUCCCAGAGAAAGACGAGCAGUAG
This is a messenger RNA of Lecanosticta acicola, 5105 nucleotides long. The record is from the annotation of a GenBank genome assembly. NCBI's taxonomy places the organism in Eukaryota, Fungi, Ascomycota, Dothideomycetes, Mycosphaerellales, Mycosphaerellaceae.